AUGGUUUCUAUUUCUACUCUGCUGCUUAUCGCAGAGGUUGCGAUGGCUUAUAAUCCACAUGGUUAUAAGCCUUAUAAAGAACUGUGCCCUGUCAAUGUCAAUUUGGCCAGACCAGCCAAUGCACUGUCUGAAAGGGAACAGGAAUGGCUUGAGAAGCGUCAUGAGAAGACCGACAAGGCACUCCUCGAGUUCCUCAAACGCUCCAACCUGGAAGACUUUGAUCCUGAAGAAUUCCUCUCCUCUAUAAACAGGUCCAUCAACAUUGGUCUUGCCUUCUCUGGAGGUGGCUACAGAGCCAUGCUGAGUGGUGCAGGCCAGAUAGCUGCUCUUGAUGACCGAGUCCCAGGUGCUUUGGAGCACGGUUUAGGUGGUCUACUGCAAAGUUCCACCUACCUGGCUGGCUUAUCAGGUGGUAACUGGCUGACUGGAUCAUUGGCCCUCAAUAACUGGAGUUCAGUUCCCGAGUUGAUUGACCAAGGUAAGUGGGACUUGACACAUGAUAUCAUCUCACCAGGAGGCUUUGAUCUAGGCAAGACAGCAGCUCACCGUUGGGAAGAAAUCAUCAUUGAUGUUUCCAAAAAGGUAUUUGCUGGUUACAACAUCUCCAUCACUGAUCUCUGGGGAAGAGCACUGGCAUAUCAGUUCUUUGGAGAAGAGGAACACGGUGGACUUCCAUUGACAUACUCUGAUAUCAGGGAGUUUGAAUCCUUUAAGAAUGCAGAAUUGCCGUUACCAAUCUCCCUGACUGUUGGCAGAACUCCAAACACAAAGGUUAUCGAUUACGAUCAAAGCUUCUUCGAGUUCACACCGUUCGAGCUUGGUUCGUGGGACCCAAACGUCUAUGCUUUCACAGAUUUGAAGUAUAUUGGAAGUGAAGUCUCCAAUGGUAUUCCAACCACUGAUGUCUGUAUCACUGGGUUUGACAACGCAGGCUUUGUGCUUGGGGUAUCGUCAUCGUUGUUCAACAUGUUCUUGGUGAACUUUGACAAGUUCUUCGGCAAGUUGGAGGGUAUUCCCCGUGACGUUGUCCACAAGGCAUUUGAAGUGUUGGACAAAUACUCUGCAGACAUAUCACUGUUUUCGCCAAAUCCAUUUUACAAGUCACAGUAUGGAAACAACGAGGCAGUUCUGAACGACCAUACUCUCUAUCUUGCUGAUGGUGGUUCAGGUUGGGAGAACAUCCCAUUUGCUCCAUUGGUACAGCCUGAGCGUGAUGUUGAUGUCAUCUUUGCCUUUGACGAGUCUUCAAACACUGAGGACAAGUUCCCAUCAACAAAUGCCCUGAAUAAGACCUUUGAACGUCAGUUUGGCUCUCAAGGAAAUGGCACUGCCUUCCCAUACAUUCCAACGGAACAGACUUAUAUCAAGAACAAGCUUUACGAGAAACCUCUGUUCCUUGGAUGUAACUCGUCAGACUUAACAGAUUUGGCUACGGUGCCACCUCUGGUUGUAUACAUCCCACACCAAUCGUUCAGUGCAUGGUCGAAUACAUCCACGUUCCAAUUGGCUUACAGCACCAAGCAAAGAGAUGCAAUCAUCAAGAAUGCGUUUGAAGCCACGACGAGAUUCAACCUCACGAUUGAUCCUGAUUGGCCAAAGUGUGUUUCCUGUGCCAUUGUUCGUCGUGAGCAGGAGCGUAAUGAUAUUGCACAGACACCACUUUGCCAGUCGUGUUUCCAAGAGUACUGUUGGAAUGGUGAACAGUAUGAAGGCCCUGCUGUUCCACUAAGAACUUCUAACUGGACAUCAUCUGCGCUUUGA
Molecule: messenger RNA, 1761 nt
Organism: Williopsis jadinii
Lineage: Eukaryota; Fungi; Ascomycota; Saccharomycetes; Phaffomycetales; Wickerhamomycetaceae
Product: phospholipase B
Exons: 2
Coding region: 1-1761 (586 amino acids)
Biological process (GO): glycerophospholipid catabolic process
Cellular component (GO): intracellular membrane-bounded organelle; plasma membrane; extracellular region
Molecular function (GO): A2-type glycerophospholipase activity
Source: RefSeq, a predicted model, not a curated record